AUGUCAAAAGUGCUGAUCAAAUUACGUGCAAUCAUAUGGGGAGAACCCCCAUCAUCAAAACUUGAACGUAACUUACUUUUCAAAAUUGAUUGGUUUAUCCUAAGCUAUACAUGUCUAGCAUUUUGGUGUGUCUCCAUUGAUACUUCAAAUGUGUCAAAUGCUUAUGUCUCAGGUAUGAAAGAAGAGCUAAACAUUGUGGGGAAUCAAUUCAACAUUAUCAACACUUGUUGGACAGUGGGUUAUGUUGUCGGUAUGAUUCCUAAUAACAUCAUGUUGUUGAAAUUUCGACCAAGUAUUUGGAUGAACCUAUGUAUGUUCAUAUGGGGGUUAUUCACCCUGGGACUUUAUAGAGUUUCUAGUUGGCAACAAAUUUGUGCCUUAAGGUUUUUCCAAGCUGCUUUUGAAAGUGUCAUUUAUUCUGGUUCUCAUAUGAUUUUGGGCUCAUGGUAUAAACCUGAUGAAUUGAGUAAAAGAAGUGCCAUUUUCACUUCAAGUGCCUUAAUAGGGAGUAUAUUUUCAGGGACAAUGCAGGGGAAAAUUCAAUCCACAAUGCAUGGACUAAGAGGUUUGAGUGGAUGGAGGUGGUUGUUCAUUGUGGAUUUCCUAAUCACAUUUGUUGUGGUUCUUUAUGGUUUAUUCUUUUUCCCAGAUACUCCACAACUUUGCAAAAAAUCAUUCUUUUCAUCAAAUGAAAUAGAAUUGGCAAGAUCUAGAUUGAUUAAACCUCCUCCUGUGAGAUUAGAUCGUACAGCUUUUAAAAGAGUUGUCACCAGCUGGAAAUGGUAUGCUUUUUCGUUGUUAUUUUCAUUAGCUGGUGAAAACAUUUCAUGGAAUGCGAAUUCAAUAUUUGCAAUAUGGUUAUCUUUUAAAGGUUAUUCAAUCCAACAAAGAAACUAUUAUCCAAUGGGGACUUAUGGGGUUGGUAUAAUAUCUUCAUUUAUUGCAGGUAUUUAUGUUGACUUGACUCGUAAAUUCCAUCAUGUUGGAUUUGCAGUCUCGUUAAUCUUACUCAUAUCCACAAUCAUCAUAUGGACAAGUCCAGAGAAGACCACAAAUAUCUUUGUUGCUCAUUAUUUAACAGGUGUUAGCUAUGCUGUUCAACCAACCUUCUUUGCAUGGGCAAAUUUGGCUAUAACAAACGAUGCUGAGUUGAAAAUUGUUACUUUAGCUUCAAUGAAUAUGUUUAGUAAUGCACUGAAUGCUUGGUGGGGAGUUGUGUUUUUCCCAGCUGACCAUGUUCCCAGUUGGAGAACGGGGUGCUAUGCUAUGCUAGGUACGUUGAUUUCAACGCCAUUAGUGGGUAUUGCUAUAUGGUUUUUACAGAAAAGAGAGGUGAGAAAAGUUGGUGGAAAUGACGUUGAUGCUAUUAGCCAUGAAUCUGAUGUGAGUGUGGAGGUUUUGGAGCAGCAGAACAUAAGCAAGGUAUAA
Messenger RNA from Hansenula anomala, 1428 nucleotides. RefSeq lists its product as uncharacterized. The transcript has a single exon. NCBI's taxonomy places the organism in Eukaryota, Fungi, Ascomycota, Saccharomycetes, Phaffomycetales, Wickerhamomycetaceae. The record is from RefSeq and is a predicted model, not a curated record. The coding region runs from base 1 to 1428 and encodes 475 amino acids. Gene Ontology annotation, cellular component: plasma membrane. Gene Ontology annotation, biological process: pantothenate import across plasma membrane. Gene Ontology annotation, molecular function: pantothenate transmembrane transporter activity.